Messenger RNA from Neogale vison (American mink), 906 nucleotides. RefSeq names its product ADP ribosylation factor like GTPase 14 (gene ARL14). Lineage: Eukaryota; Metazoa; Chordata; Mammalia; Carnivora; Mustelidae. The transcript has a single exon. The record is from RefSeq and is a predicted model, not a curated record. Gene Ontology annotation, cellular component: cytoplasm. Gene Ontology annotation, biological process: intracellular protein transport; vesicle-mediated transport. Bases 137 to 709 code for a protein of 190 amino acids. Gene Ontology annotation, molecular function: GTPase activity; GTP binding.
CCCAGUGGUAAAACAGAACAUGAAGCGUUUGCUAUCUUCUUUCCUCUUACUAUUUUCAGUCAAGACCUAGAGAGCAAACAUUCAACCUGGCCAAAAGAAAAGGUCUUUGAAGGGAGGAAAAAAAAAACACCCUAAAAUGGGUCUACUGAGUUCUAAAAACCCCAAAACCAAGCAAGCCCGGAUUCUUCUUCUGGGACUUGACUCAGCUGGGAAGUCUACGCUCCUUUACAAAUUAAAGUUUGCUAAGGAUAUUACGACCGUCCCAACAAUAGGUUUCAACGUAGAGAUGAUCGAGUUGGAAAAGAGUUUUUCACUCACAGUCUGGGAUGUUGGAGGACAGGAGAAAAUGAGAACUGUGUGGGAGUAUUACUGUGAGAACACCGAUGGGCUGAUGUAUGUUGUGGAUAGUACGGACAAACAGCGACUGGAAGACUCCAGGAGAGAACUAAAGCACAUUUUGAAGAAUGAACACAUUAAAAAUGUGCCUGUUGUCCUGUUAGCCAACAAACAGGAUGUGCCUGGAGCUCUGACUGCCGAGGACAUCACCAGAAAGUUCAGAGUGAAGCAGCUCUGCAGUGACCGGAACUGGUAUGUACAGCCCUGCUGUGCCAUCACUGGGGAUGGACUGAUGGACGGGUUCAGGAAACUGACUGAAUUUGUGAAAAGCCACGUGAAAUCAAGAGGAGACACUUUAGCAUUCUUUAGGUAGAACUGAGAUCCAAGCAGUGACAUACUGGUGAAGUUGAAAGGGUAACUUUUUUCCGAUGCCAAAUGAGAAAAGCAAGUUGCUGAGUUAGCAAACUUGUCCUAAGAUGUUAUUUCACCUAAAUUCAGCUAAAACAUAGAAUAAUAUCUAGACAAUAUUAUUUUUGGCCAGGCACUUAAGUAAACUAUGUGGUAAUGAUA